Messenger RNA from Stegastes partitus (bicolor damselfish), 1959 nucleotides. RefSeq names its product cyclin B2 (gene ccnb2). Lineage: Eukaryota; Metazoa; Chordata; Actinopteri; Pomacentridae. The record is from RefSeq and is a predicted model, not a curated record. The transcript is spliced from 8 exons. The coding region runs from base 77 to 1243 and encodes 388 amino acids.
GACGAUAAAUUGUGCUGCCUGCUGCUGAAAUAAAUCACCGCGUUUUCCUGUAAACCAAAGACUGUCCGCGUUAGAAAUGUCCUCUCUGGAAGUUCGCAGUGCGCUUCUAGCCGCAAACAACCCACCGAAGAUGGGUAAAACCACUGCAGCGCCUUCGAGGAGAGCUGCCCUGGGAGAGCUCACCAACUUUCCCGGAGCAGCAGUCAACACAAAGAAGAGGGGACCUGCCAAAGCAUCAGGUGUCCAAAAAGUGAAGCCCACUGUGGCAGUGAUUCCAGUCGUCCACGUCCCAGCAGCUGCAGAGCCUAUUCCUUCAGUGCCAGAGGAGUCAGCUGACAUGUCCAUGAAGGCAGAGGAGGAGCUGUGCCAGGCUUUCUCUGAGACACUGCUGGCUGUGCAGGACAUCGAUGAGCAGGACGCAGACCAGCCACAGCUCUGCUCAGAAUACGUCAAAGAUAUUUAUAAAUAUCUGCACACCCUGGAGGUGCAGCAGGCUGUUCGAGCCAACUACAUGCAGGGCUAUGAAAUCACAGAGCGCAUGCGAGCUCUUCUGAUCGACUGGCUGGUCCAGGUCCACGCCAGGUUCCAGCUGCUGCAGGAGACUCUGUACCUCACAGUUGCUGUCCUGGACCGUUUUCUGCAGGUCCAGCCGGUGUCUCGCAGGAAGCUGCAGCUGGUUGGAGUGACUGCCAUGCUGGUGGCCUGUAAAUAUGAGGAGAUGUACGCUCCUGAGGUCGGAGACUUUGCCUACAUCACAGACAACGCCUUCACAAAGUCUCAGAUUCUGGAGAUGGAGCAGCUGGUUUUGAGGAGCCUCAACUUUCAGCUGGGACGUCCACUCCCGCUACACUUCCUCAGACGGGCUUCAAAGGUGGCAAAUUCUGAUGUAGAGAGACACACUCUGGCCAAGUAUCUGAUGGAGCUGACCCUCCUCGACUACGACAUGGUUCACUAUCGGCCCUCUGAGAUCGCUGCUGCCUCCCUGUGUCUCUCCCAGCUGCUGCUCGACGGGCUGCCAUGGUCUCCCACACAGCAGCACUACUCCACGUACGACGAGGCCCACCUGAAGCCCAUCAUGCAGCACAUCGCCAAAAACGUUGUGAUGGUAAACGAGGGGAAAACGAAGUUCCAGGCCGUCAAGAACAAAUACUCAAGCAGCAAACUGAUGAAGAUCAGCCUCGUCCCUCAGCUGAAGUCGCCCAUCGUCGAGAAGAUGGCGGCUGCUCUGCUCAGCAAUCCCUGAGAAAUGUUUACAUUUCAUCCGCGGACGUUUCACUUGCACUUUAUUCAAAGUUUUAUCCCAACCCGUGGACAAACUUCACUGGGUUUUUAUUAAGAUGUUUUCAUCGGAGCUCCAUGCUUUACUUGAAAUUUUGGACACUAUCCUGUUUUUCCAGAAUCUUUUUGUGAUCCACCUGAUUCAUCUUCAGUGUACCUUGAACUGCAUCAUGUCAGUCAAGCCUGAGCUCCCGUUCAGGUUUGUUGGCAACCAGCUUCUGAGGCAGAAACCUUGUGAAGAACUUUCUGUUACAAACUUUAAACAGCUGAUUUUUAUGGUGCUGGGAGACAGCAUUGAUCUCCGUAUCCAGAGCUAACUUGAUGUCCAGCAGGUUCUCAGUGUUCCAGGUGGCUGUGCAUCUGAUUUCUCAUGUUCAGCGUCUCCUUCUGAUGGACUUUCUGCUGCCAAGCCUCCACGACCUGUCCAGAGUUCUCUCCAGCUCCUGAACAACCUGUUUUAUUCUGCUUCAAGAAGUCUGUGCUGUAAACUGGAUGCAACAACUUCAUGCACUGUGUUUUAUCAAAUGUAAAUUAAGUGUUUUCUUAAGUGCCUUUAUUUGUUUCUGAAAUAUACUCAAUAGUUUUAUUGUGUGUUCUUGAAUUUUAGUGUCAAGUUUCAGAUCUUGGACGUUGUGGUACAUCUGCCUUGCUCAAAAAGCUAAAUAAAAAUGUUUUAGUUUA